Molecule: messenger RNA, 1079 nt
Organism: Mauremys reevesii (Reeves's turtle)
Lineage: Eukaryota; Metazoa; Chordata; Testudines; Geoemydidae
Gene: FGF21
Product: fibroblast growth factor 21
Exons: 3
Coding region: 165-812 (215 amino acids)
Biological process (GO): cell differentiation; animal organ morphogenesis; fibroblast growth factor receptor signaling pathway
Cellular component (GO): cytoplasm
Molecular function (GO): fibroblast growth factor receptor binding; growth factor activity
Source: RefSeq, a predicted model, not a curated record
CCCCCCUGGACUGUGCUGGAGCAUUGCUACUGCCGGACUCCUGGGUUCCCUCUCCGGCUCCGGGAGGGGAGCGAGGUCUAGUGGUUAGAGCAGGGGGGCGCCAGGACGCCUGGGUUCUCGCCCCGGUUUGGGCUCGGACCCGGCACCGCCUGUCAGCCCUCAGCAUGUGGGGUGGCUCGACCCCCGUCCCGGCGGAGUCCUGGCUGCUGCUGGCUGCCCUGAUGUGGGGGACCCGGCCCCCGGCGCCCUCCCAGGCUGCCCCCCUGCAGAACUCCAGCCCCCUGUACCAGUUCGACGGGCAAGUUCGGCUCCGACACCUGUACACGGCCAACGCCCACACGCAGCUGUACCUGGAGAUCACCCCGCAGGGCGAGGUGCGCGGGGCCCCCGACCAGACCCCCUACAGUCUGAUGGAGAUUAAGGCGGUGAAGCCUGGUGUUAUCCGGAUGCAGGCGAUGAAAACGCUCCUGUUCCUGUGCAUGGAUCCCAGUGGGCAUCUGCAUGGGGCGAGCUCCUACUCGGAGGAGGCCUGUAAUUUCCGCGAGAAGGUGCAGCGGGACGGUUACAACCUGUACUUCUCCGAGAGCCACAAGGUCCCCGUCAGCCUGCGGCCGGCGGAGGGGCCCCCCGGCCGAGGGCGCCCGGCCCCCCGUCUCUUCCACUUCCUGCCCAUGGUCAGCCGGGUGCCGGUGGAGCCCGUCCUGCUGGAAUACGACUUCUACGGCGACCCGCCGCUGGAUGUGGAGUCCUCCGACCCCCUGAGCAUGAUGGGUCGCCUCUCCCGCGUCCUGAGCCCCAGCUACAUCUUCUGAGAGCCUGGACUCCUGGGUCCCCUGCCCGGCUGGGAGGGGAGUGGGGGCUAGUGGUUAGAGCAGGGCGGAGCUGGGAGCCAGGACUCCUGGGUUCUCUCCCCGGCUCUGGGACCGAGGAUCUAUGGACGCCGGCGCUGAGCCGCCUGAGGGAGACACUGGUCCCGGAGGCGCAACGUCAUCGGUCCUCGGGGCCGACUCCCACCAGCCGUAUUUGGUUCCUAUUUUUCUACGUAUUUAAUAACUUAUUUAUUGUGCCGAUGGGUUUAU